AUGUCCUCGGAAUAUUCUUUCUGCGGCGAAGGGGGUUUCGACGAGCUCUCGAGCUCUUCCGAUUCCGGUUUCGACGUCAGUUUCGAGUCACCUAAACACGAAAUCCCAUCGGAUAAUCUAUUUCCACCGAUGAAAGAAGAGAAACGCAAGAAACCUCGAAAUACGAGGUGCAAAAGUCCUACACAGGUGCUGAGGCUGAAAAGGACCCGUCGAAUAAAGGCGAACGAUCGCGAGCGGCACAGGAUGCAUACACUGAACGACGCGCUGGAACGUCUUCGGAUGGCAUUGCCCACAUUUCCGGAGGACACGAAGCUGACGAAAAUCGAGACCCUCCGUUUCGCCCACAAUUACAUCUGGGCGUUGUCUCAGACUCUGGGAAACUCCGAAGCGGGCGAGAUCACGGUGAACGUGGGCAACGUGACGGUGAGCAUCAGCGAGAACGGAAAUAUGAUCACCUCUUCGACCGGAAGUUGUGCGGUGGCCGCACAGAAACGACUAGGACCGUCGCACGCGAACUUUCCCUAUCCCCAAGAACGAUUCGUACCCGAAUGGCAGGAGUACGAUUGCUAUAGCGAUCAAAGUGUCAGCCCACCGAUGCAGUAUCAACCGUGUUUCGAUCAGAGGAUGUAUCACGCGCAGCAUCAGAUCCCGCCGCAUCAUAUGGGACCCAAUAACAUAUACCAGUGUCUUUAGAAAGAGGACGUGAAUUGUGGACACUGUGAUGGGUGAAUUUUCUAAGGUUUUCGGUUGUGGUCGUAGGUGGAGCUGUAGAUAUUUUAGUGAGAUGGUAUA
This is a messenger RNA of Megachile rotundata (alfalfa leafcutting bee), 792 nucleotides long. It is a transcript of the gene tap, whose product is annotated as basic helix-loop-helix neural transcription factor TAP. NCBI's taxonomy places the organism in Eukaryota, Metazoa, Arthropoda, Insecta, Hymenoptera, Megachilidae. Gene Ontology annotation, biological process: axon development; positive regulation of transcription by RNA polymerase II; sensory organ development. The record is from RefSeq and is a predicted model, not a curated record. Gene Ontology annotation, molecular function: E-box binding; protein dimerization activity; DNA-binding transcription factor activity, RNA polymerase II-specific. Gene Ontology annotation, cellular component: nucleus.